Molecule: messenger RNA, 2317 nt
Organism: Octopus bimaculoides (California two-spot octopus)
Lineage: Eukaryota; Metazoa; Mollusca; Cephalopoda; Octopoda; Octopodidae
Product: transmembrane protein 187
Cellular component (GO): transport vesicle
Source: RefSeq, a predicted model, not a curated record
UAAUUGGAAUCUCCUUCUGCCCGAACCACACACUCCCUUCAUCAUUUGGUCUGUUUCCUUUUAUAUUCCUUACAACCCGGCAGUGUUGUCGUCUCUCUACGGUUGUUGUUUGAUCACAGGUCGUCCUUGAUCGUGCAGUCCUAUCGUCACAACCCAUCUAGCCAUUUUCUAAGAUCGUAUCUCGGUGAUUUGAGGAAGAUUUGGUUCCUAUUUUUAACAGGUCCAACAACCAUGUCGAUUCACUCUUAUUCAUUCCUUUUGUUUGUUCUCUUUCUGCCGGUAAUGGUUUGUUUUUGUACACACAUCAUCGAGAGUGUGAUGUGACACAAGUAAAGAUAUUAAUUCCUCCUAGGUAUGGUAAAAUCACAUUUAAAACGUGGUUAUCAGCUUACAUUGAGCAUACCAUUCUAGCCACGACCAUCUCGUCUUAAUAGAAAACAUAACGCCACAUUAUCCAUUGUGCAGUUAUUUAUUUUUUCCUUUGUUAUAAAUAAAUUUACAGUGUGAUUUGAUAGAAAUUUGUCUAGUUUUUAGCAAGUCGAAUGAUCUCGCUAAAGUUCCCUCCCCCAGUUAGAAGCGGGUGUAAAAACUAGUUCAGCGUUCAUCAUUUCAACACGUCCAUACCUUAAGUCGAAGUGGCAUUGUACCAGUGACCAUUUCGGAGAAGUGCCAAAAUGAGCCAAAGGAAAUAAUUCUAUAAGACCUUCCAAACUAUAAAUCUGGAUAAAUUUAGAACUUCUAAUUCCUUGAAAUUAUCUCACCUGGUCUGUUGACCAUUGCCACUAGGUUUUACUUUUCCCUUCUUCUUCUGUUGACUAUUGCCACUAGGUUUUUCUUUUCCCUUCAGUUAAUUAUGUUUAUUUGGUUAUUGCGUUUCACUGCAUCAUCUCUUAGUUAAUCAAAAUUCAUGACAUUGACGCAUUUGAAUUACUUCCUUUGCUUCAUUUUAUUUUUAAACCAUGUAUAAAGUAAACCGUUAUGAUUCCAUGCAUUAAAGAAAUAUUAGAUCGACGCCUGUACUCGACUGAUACAUUUAUUUUAUUAAUCCCGGAAGAAUGAAAGGAAAGAUUGAUCUGAGUAACUUUUGAUCAUCUCAGAAUUUUGUAAAAAUUUAUGUCAGCUAAUCAAACAGUCUUGAGUAGAUUCUACUUUACUGAUGAAGUCUAACAGACUAAAACGUAUCCAUAGUUGUCUCCCCUUGGUGGCAAAGCUCUGUUCCUUCUCACAAGCAAACAAGUUACCAUAAUUUACUAAUGUAUAAGUCACACUCAAGUAUAAGCUGCAUCCCUAGUUUGACAUUAAAUCAUGGUGCAAAUCUUUUUUCCUUCAUAGUUUUGCUGUUUUGAAUCAGUGCGUGACCCUUCCAUUCUUCAUGUGGGUUGCUGCUGAAGGAAUUACCAUUCUGUAUGGCUGGAAUAGGUUAAAGAUUCUCUGUACUUUCCUGAGCAACCAUGGUAAUGUUCAAGACAUUUCUACUGACUCUGCUUCCAUUGCUGCUAAUGUGUACCAUUGUUCACAUUGGAUUCUUUGACAAUGUUCCAAUGGAGCUUGGAAAUAAAUAUUAUGCUGAAAUUCCAAGUAUGUUAAUCUUUGUCCCUAACUGGAUGACAAUGCCAUUUAACACCUUGGUUAACUUUGGUUAUGCCAUUGUUGGCGCCAUGUGGCUGGCAAUAACAUCAAAUUACAUUGAUUGCAACGUCUUUACCGAAACGCAGUCAUUUCUUUUCUAUAUAUUUAACUGGAUGGCACUGUUUUAUUCUCCCAUACAGUUACUAAGAAUUCUCACUCAGAUACAUGCUUUUGCUGUUUUGGAUCAGUGGGUGACCCUUCCAUUCUUCAUGUGGGUUGUUGUUGAAGGAAUUACCAUUCUAUAUGGCUGGAAUUGGUCAAAGGCUCUCUGUCUUUGUACACUUUCCAUUUUGAGUUACUUCUUAGUUCUUCUACCAAUUCCUGGAUUUGAGAUCUCUCUUAUUUUGCACAUUGCCGCUGCACUUCAUGUUGCCAGACUUUUGUACAACAAAUUUCCAAAUGAAAAAUCAAAGAAUUUCUUCAUAAAAGCUUUCAUUUCUUGUUUAGGAUUUAUAUUUUUGAAAUUGCUUGACCUCCAUUUGGGGAAUUUACAUUUAGCUUUCAAAUAUCUCUCUGGCCAUUUCUUGUCCAAGAUCUGUGAUAUUCUUCAAAUUCACUACGUCAAUCUGUUUGUGCUAAACAUAGUUCUCAGACAGAACAAAGAUGCCAAAAAGAAAGCUGAAUAAUAAGUUUUUAUUUUAUUUUGCGAAACCAGUGGAAAUGAUUACAUUAAUUAAAAUAAUCAUGA